AUGGUUUCAUCAAUACCCGUCAAGAAUGCAUUAGUAUCAGAUCCUUCCUCUUCAGAACCAUCUUCAUCGCUAUCAGUAGUCUUUUCAGUUACAAAUGAUGAAGAUUCAGUUGUUGAUGAUUCUUCAUCCUUUGAUUCAGCAGCAGCAGCAGCCCCACUUCCUUCAACAUCAGAAGUGGUGGAAGAUGAUGAAACUGUUGUCGACUCUUCUCCACUUCCCUCUUCAACUGGUGUUUCAGAAGAGGUAGAUGAUUCAGAAGAAGAUGAUCCGGUGGUGGCCUCGAUGUGUUCCUCUCCACUAGAUUCGGCUGUAGCAAUCGAAGCUUGGCUUGUCUCUAAUGUAGUUGUUUCUUCUUCUCCACUUGAUUCUGUGUUCUUUGUUGUCGACGAAACUGUUUCUUCUGCCGAUACAGGCGUAGUUUCUUCACUUGUAUCAGUUGUUUUCGUAGAAGGUUCAGUUGGUGCGCCGGUCACAAACGCUGGCUUAUCAUCGUCUUCUCCUCCAGAAGUAGUCGUCUCAUUUUCUUCAGUGGGUGCAACAGUUGUAGUUUCUCCUACAGACGCAACAGCAACAGCAACGGUGGUGGAUUCUACUCCUGAAGCUUCGGUCACAGUAGUCGUGGUAGUCUCCUCUCCAGACGCUUCGGUGACUUGGUCAUCUUUUGAGGGACUCACUUUCUCAUCUUCUGAAAGAGCUACUUCACCAGAUCCUUCUGAAUCCGUAGUUGCCGUUAAAUUCACACCCUCAUUUGCUGCCAGUUUAGCAAGAUCUGCAGCGAAUUGCUUGCCGAAACCAGUGACAAAUGCUGGUCCUUCUGUUGUGGUGGAAUCAGUAGCAGUAGUAGUUUCUUCUCCGGAAGCUUCAGUGACGGCAGCAGUUGUGGUCUCCUCUCCGGAAGCUUCAGUGACGGCGACAGUUGUCGACUCUUCUACGGAAGCUUCAGUGACGGCAGCAGUUGUGGUCUCCUCUCCGGAUGCUUCAGUGACUGCGGCAGUUGUGGCCUCUUCUACGGACGCAACGGCAACAUCAACGGUGGUGGAUUCUUCUCCUGAAGCUUCGGUCACAAUAGCCGUGGUAGUCUCCUCUCCAGACGCUUCGGUAACUUGGUCAUCCUUUGAGAGCUCAGACGGAACUGAAGUUGAUGAAACGGCUGGUUCUUCACCAGAUGCUUCAGUUACGGCGGCAGUAGUAGCUUCUUCUCCGGAAGCUUCAGUGACGGCAGCAGUUGUGGUCUCCUCUCCGGAAGCUUCAGUGACGGCAGCAGUUGUGGUCUCCUCUCCGGAUGCUUCAGUGACUGCGGCAGUUGUGGCCUCGUCUACGGACGCAACGGCAACAGCAACGGUGGUGGAUUCUUCUCCUGAAGCUUCGGUCACAGUAGCCGUGGUAGUCUCCUCUCCAGACGCUUCGGUAACUUGGUCAUCCUUUGAGAGCUCAGACGGAACUGAUGUUGAUGAAACGGCUGGUUCUUCACCAGAUGCUUCAGUGACGGCGGCAGUAGUAGCUUCUUCUCCGGAAGCUUCAGUGACGGCAGCAGUUGUGGUCUCCUCUCCGGAUGCUUCAGUGACUGCGGCAGUUGUGGCCUCUUCUACGGACGCAACAGCAACAGCAACGGUGGUGGAUUCUUGUUCUGAAGCUUCGGUCACAGUAGCCGUGGUAGUCUCCUCUCCAGACGCUUCGGUAACUUGGUCAUCCUUUGAGAGCUCAGACGGAACUGAUGUUGAUGAAACGGCUGGUUCUUCACCAGAUGCUUCAGUUACGGCGGCAGUAGUAGCUUCUUCUCCGGAAGCUUCAGUGACGGCAGCAGUUGUGGUCUCCUCUCCGGAUGCUUCAGGGACUGCGGCAGUUGUGGCCUCUUCUACGGACGCAACAGCAACAGCAACGGUGGUGGAUUCUUCUCCUGAAGCUUCGGUCACAGUAGCCGUGGUAGUCUCCUCUCCAGACGCUUCGGUAACUUGGUCAUCCUUUGAGAGCUCAGACGGAACUGAUGUUGAUGAAACGGCUGGUUCUUCACCAGAUGCUUCAGUUACGGCGGCAGUAGUAGCUUCUUCUCCGGAAACUUCAGUGACGGCAGCAGUUGUGGUCUCCUCUCCGGAAGCUUCAGUGACGGCAGCAGUUGUGGUCUCCUCACCGGAUGCUUCAGUGACUGCGGCAGUUGUGGCCUCUUCUACGGACGCAACGGCAACAGCAACGGUGGUGGAUUCUUCUCCUGAAGCUUCGGUCACAGUAGCCGUGGUAGUCUCCUCUCCAGACGCUUCGGUAACUUGGUCAUCCUGUGAGAGCUCAGACGGAACUGAUGUUGAUGAAACGGCUGGUUCUUCACCAGAUGCUUCAGUUACGGCGGCAGUAGUAGCUUCUUCUCCGGAAGCUUCAGUGACGGCGGCAGUAGUAGCUUCUUCUCCGGAAGCUUCAGUGACGGCAGCAGUUGUGGUCUCCUCUCCGGAUGCUUCAGUGACUGCGGCAGUUGUGGCCUCUUCUACGGACGCAACGGCAACAGCAACGGUGGUGGAUUCUUCUCCUGAAGCUUCGGUCACAGUAGCCGUGGUAGUCUCCUCUCCAGACGCUUCGGUGACUUGGUCAUCCUUUGAGAGCUCAGACGGAACUGAUGUUGAUGAAACGGCUGGUUCUUCACCAGAUGCUUCAGUUACGGCGGCAGUAGUAGCUUCUUCUCCGGAAGCUUCAGUGACGGCAGCAGUUGUGGUCUCCUCUCCGGAUGCUUCAGUGACUGCGGCAGUUGUGGCCUCUUCUACGGACGCAACAGCAACAGCAACGGUGGUGGAUUCUUCUCCUGAAGCUUCGGUCACAGUAGCCGUGGUAGUUUCCUCUCCAGACGCUGCGGUAACUUGGUCAUCCUUUGAGAGCUCAGACGGAACUGAUGUUGAUGAAACGGCUGGUUCUUCACCAGAUGCUUCAGUUACGGCGGCAGUAGUAGCUUCUUCUCCGGAAGCUUCAGUGACGGCAGCAGUUGUGGUCUCCUCUCCGGAUGCUUCAGUGACUGCGGCAGUUGUGGCCUCUUCUACGGACGCAACAGCAACAGCAACGGUGGUGGAUUCUUCUCCUGAAGCUUCGGUCACAGUAGCCGUGGUAGUCUCCUCUCCAGACGCUUCGGUAACUUGGUCAUCCUUUGAGAGCUCAGACGGAACUGAUGUUGAUGAAACGGCUGGUUCUUCACCAGAUGCUUCAGUUACGGCGGCAGUAGUAGCUUCUUCUUCUCCGGAAGCUUCAGUGACGGCAGCAGUUGUGGUCUCCUCUCCGGAAGCUUCAGUGACGGCAGCAGUUGUGGUCUCCUCGCCGGAAGCUUCAGUGACGGCAGCAGUUGUGGUCUCCUCUCCGGAACCUUCAGUGACGGCGACAGUUGUGGUCUCCUCGCCGGAAGCUUCAGUGACGGCAGCAGUUGUGGUCUCUUCUACGGACGCAACAGCAACAGCAACGGUGGUGGAUUCUUCUCCUGAAGCUUCGGUCACAGUAGCCGUGGUAGUCUCCUCUCCAGACGCUUCGGUAACUUGGUCAUCCUUUGAGAGCUCAGACGGAACUGAUGUUGAUGAAACGGCUGGUUCUUCACCAGAUGCUUCAGUUACGGCGGCAGUAGUAGCUUCUUCUCCGGAAGCUUCAGUGACGGCAGCAGUUGUGGUCUCCUCUCCGGAUGCUUCAGUGACUGCGGCAGUUGUGGCCUCUUCUACGGACGCAACAGCAACAGCAACGGUGGUGGAUUCUUCUCCUGAAGCUUCGGUCACAGUAGCCGUGGUAGUCUCCUCUCCAGACGCUUCGGUAACUUGGUCAUCCUUUGAGAGCUCAGACGGAACUGAUGUUGAUGAAACGGCUGGUUCUUCACCAGAUGCUUCAGUUACGGCGGCAGUAGUAGCUUCUUCUCCGGAAGCUUCAGUGACGGCAGCAGUUGUGGUCUCCUCUCCGGAAGCUUCAGUGACGGCGGCAGUUGUGGUCUCCUCGCCGGAAGCUUCAGUGACGGCAGCAGUUGUGGUCUCCUCUCCGGAAGCUUCAGUGACGGCGACAGUUGUGGUCUCCUCGCCGGAAGCUUCAGUGACGGCAGCAGUCGUGGUCUCUUCUACGGAUGCAACAGCAACAGCAACGGUGGUGGAUUCUUCUCCUGAAGCUUCGGUCACAGUAGCCGUGGUAGUCUCCUCUCCAGACGCUUCGGUAACUUGGUCAUCCUUUGAGAGCUCAGACGGAACUGAUGUUGAUGAAACGGCUGGUCCUUCACCAGAUGCUUCAGUUACGGCGGCAGUAGUAGCUUCUUCUCCGGAAGCUUCAGUGACGGCAGCAGUUGUGGUCUCCUCUCCGGAAGCUUCAGUGACGGCAGCAGUUGUGGUCUCCUCUCCGGAAGCUUCAGUGACGGCGGCAGUUGUGGUCUCCUCUACGGACGCAACAGCAACAGCAACGGUGGUGGAUUCUUCUCCUGAAGCUUCGGUCACAGUAGCCGUGGUAGUCUCCUCUCCAGACGCUUCGGUGACUUGGUCAUCCUUUGAGAGCUCAGACGGAACUGAUGUUGAUGAAACGGCUGGUUCUUCACCAGAUGCUUCAGUUACGGCGGCAGUAGUAGCUUCUUCUCCGGAAGCUUCAGUGACGGCAGCAGUUGUGGUCUCCUCUCCGGAAGCUUCAGUGACGGCGGCAGUUGUGGUCUCCUCGCCGGAAGCUUCAGUGACGGCAGCAGUUGUGGUCUCCUCUCCGGAAGCUUCAGUGACGGCGACAGUUGUGGUCUCCUCGCCGGAAGCUUCAGUGACGGCAGCAGUUGUGGUCUCUUCUACGGAUGCAACAGCAACAGCAACGGUGGUGGAUUCUUCUCCUGAAGCUUCGGUCACAGUAGCCGUGGUAGUCUCCUCUCCAGACGCUUCGGUAACUUGGUCAUCCUUUGAGAGCUCAGACGGAACUGAUGUUGAUGAAACGGCUGGUUCUUCACCAGAUGCUUCAGUUACGGCGGCAGUAGUAGCUUCUUCUCCGGAAGCUUCAGUGACGGCAGCAGUUGUGGUCUCCUCUCCGGAAGCUUCAGUGACGGCGGCAGUUGUGGUCUCCUCGCCGGAAGCUUCAGUGACGGCAGCAGUUGUGGUCUCCUCUCCGGAAGCUUCAGUGACGGCGGCAGUUGUGGUCUCCUCUACGGACGCAACAGCAACAGCAACGGUGGUGGAUUCUUCUCCUGAAGCUUCGGUCACAGUAGCCGUGGUAGUCUCCUCUCCAGACGCUUCGGUGACUUGGUCAUCCUUUGAGAGCUCAGACGGAACUGAUGUUGAUGAAACGGCUGGUUCUUCACCAGAUGCUUCAGUUACGGCGGCAGUAGUAGCUUCUUCUCCGGAAGCUUCAGUGACGGCAGCAGUUGUGGUCUCCUCUCCGGAAGCUUCAGUGACGGCAGCAGUUGUGGUCUCCUCUCCGGAAGCUUCAGUGACGGCAGCAGUUGUGGUCUCUUCUACGGACGCAACAGCAACAGCAACGGUGGUGGAUUCUUCUCCUGAAGCUUCGGUCACAGUAGCCGUGGUAGUCUCCUCUCCAGACGCUUCGGUAACUUGGUCAUCCUUUGAGAGCUCAGACGGAACUGAUGUUGAUGAAACGGCUGGUUCUUCACCAGAUGCUUCAGUUACGGCGGCAGUAGUAGCUUCUUCUCCGGAAGCUUCAGUGACGGCAGCAGUUGUGGUCUCCUCUCCGGAUGCUUCAGUGACUGCGGCAGUUGUGGCCUCUUCUACGGACGCAACAGCAACAGCAACGGUGGUGGAUUCUUCUCCUGAAGCUUCGGUCACAGUAGCCGUGGUAGUCUCCUCUCCAGACGCUUCGGUAACUUGGUCAUCCUUUGAGAGCUCAGACGGAACUGAUGUUGAUGAAACGGCUGGUUCUUCACCAGAUGCUUCAGUUACGGCGGCAGUAGUAGCUUCUUCUCCGGAAGCUUCAGUGACGGCAGCAGUUGUGGUCUCCUCUCCGGAAGCUUCAGUGACGGCGGCAGUUGUGGUCUCCUCGCCGGAAGCUUCAGUGACGGCAGCAGUUGUGGUCUCCUCUCCGGAAGCUUCAGUGACGGCGACAGUUGUGGUCUCCUCGCCGGAAGCUUCAGUGACGGCAGCAGUCGUGGUCUCUUCUACGGAUGCAACAGCAACAGCAACGGUGGUGGAUUCUUCUCCUGAAGCUUCGGUCACAGUAGCCGUGGUAGUCUCCUCUCCAGACGCUUCGGUAACUUGGUCAUCCUUUGAGAGCUCAGACGGAACUGAUGUUGAUGAAACGGCUGGUCCUUCACCAGAUGCUUCAGUUACGGCGGCAGUAGUAGCUUCUUCUCCGGAAGCUUCAGUGACGGCAGCAGUUGUGGUCUCCUCUCCGGAAGCUUCAGUGACGGCAGCAGUUGUGGUCUCCUCUCCGGAAGCUUCAGUGACGGCGGCAGUUGUGGUCUCCUCUACGGACGCAACAGCAACAGCAACGGUGGUGGAUUCUUCUCCUGAAGCUUCGGUCACAGUAGCCGUGGUAGUCUCCUCUCCAGACGCUUCGGUAACUUGGUCAUCCUUUGAGAGCUCAGACGGAACUGAUGUUGAUGAAACGGCUGGUUCUUCACCAGAUGCUUCAGUUACGGCGGCAGUAGUAGCUUCUUCUCCGGAAGCUUCAGUGACGGCAGCAGUUGUGGUCUCCUCUCCGGAAGCUUCAGUGACGGCGGCAGUUGUGGUCUCCUCGCCGGAAGCUUCAGUGACGGCAGCAGUUGUGGUCUCCUCUCCGGAAGCUUCAGUGACGGCGGCAGUUGUGGUCUCCUCUACGGACGCAACAGCAACAGCAACGGUGGUGGAUUCUUCUCCUGAAGCUUCGGUCACAGUAGCCGUGGUAGUCUCCUCUCCAGACGCUUCGGUGACUUGGUCAUCCUUUGAGAGCUCAGACGGAACUGAUGUUGAUGAAACGGCUGGUUCUUCACCAGAUGCUUCAGUUACGGCGGCAGUAGUAGCUUCUUCUCCGGAAGCUUCAGUGACGGCAGCAGUUGUGGUCUCCUCUCCGGAAGCUUCAGUGACGGCAGCAGUUGUGGUCUCCUCUCCGGAAGCUUCAGUGACGGCAGCAGUUGUGGUCUCUUCUACGGACGCAACAGCAACAGCAACGGUGGUGGAUUCUUCUCCUGAAGCUUCGGUCACAGUAGCCGUGGUAGUCUCCUCUCCAGACGCUUCGGUAACUUGGUCAUCCUUUGAGAGCUCAGACGGAACUGAUGUUGAUGAAACGGCUGGUUCUUCACCAGAUGCUUCAGUUACGGCGGCAGUAGUAGCUUCUUCUCCGGAAGCUUCAGUGACGGCAGCAGUUGUGGUCUCCUCUCCGGAAGCUUCAGUGACGGCAGCAGUUGUGGUCUCCUCUCCGGAAGCUUCAGUGACGGCGGCAGUUGUGGUCUCUUCUACGGACGCAACAGCAACAGCAACGGUGGUGGAUUCUUCUCCUGAAGCUUCGGUCACAGUAGCCGUGGUAGUCUCCUCUCCAGACGCUUCGGUAACUUGGUCAUCCUUUGAGAGCUCAGACGGAACUGAUGUUGAUGAAACGGCUGGUUCUUCACCAGAUGCUUCAGUUACGGCGGCAGUAGUAGCUUCUUCUCCGGAAGCUUCAGUGACGGCAGCAGUUGUGGUCUCCUCUCCGGAAGCUUCAGUGACGGUAGCAGUUGUGGUCUCCUCUCCGGAUGCUUCAGUGGCUGCGGCAGUUGUGGUCUCCUCUCCGGAAGCUUCAGUGAUGGCGGCAGUUGUGGUCUCUUCUACGGACGCAACAGCAACAGCAACGGUGGUGGAUUCUUCUCCUGAAGCUUCGGUCACAGUAGCCGUGGUAGUCUCCUCUCCAGACGCUUCGGUAACUUGGUCAUCCUUUGAGAGCUCAGACGGAACUGAUGUUGAUGAAACGGCUGGUUCUUCACCAGAUGCUUCAGUUACGGCGGCAGUAGUAGCUUCUUCUCCGGAAGCUUCAGUGACGGCAGCAGUUGUGGUCUCCUCUCCGGAAGCUUCAGUGACGGUAGCAGUUGUGGUCUCCUCUCCGGAUGCUUCAGUGACUGCGGCAGUUGUGGCCUCUUCUACGGACGCAACGGCAACAGCAACGGUGGUGGAUUCUUCUCCUGAAGCUUCGGUCACAGAAGCCGUGGUAGUCUCCUCUCCUGAAGCUUCGGUAACUUGGUCAUCUUUUGAGAGCUCAGACGGAACUGAUGUUGAUGAAACGGCUGGUUCUUCACCAGAUGCUUCAGUUACGGCGGCAGUAGUAGCUUCUUCUCCGGAAGCUUCAGUGACGGCAGCAGUUGUGGUCUCCUCUCCGGAAGCUUCAGUGACGGCGGCAGUUGUGGUCUCCUCGCCGGAAGCUUCAGUGACGGCAGCAGUUGUGGUCUCCUCUCCGGAAGCUUCAGUGACGGCGACAGUUGUGGUCUCUUCUACGGACGCAACAGCAACAGCAACGGUGGUGGAUUCUUCUCCUGAAGCUUCGGUCACAGUAGCCGUGGUAGUCUCCUCUCCAGACGCUUCGGUAACUUGGUCAUCCUUUGAGAGCUCAGACGGAACUGAUGUUGAUGAAACGGCUGGUUCUUCACCAGAUGCUUCAGUUACGGUGGCAGUAGUAGCUUCUUCUCCGGAAGCUUCAGUGACGGCAGCAGUUGUGGUCUCCUCUCCGGAAGCUUCAGUGACGGCAGCAGUUGUGGUCUCCUCUCCGGACGCCUCGACAGCUUGGCAUGUUUCAAAGGAACUGAAAGUUGAGAUUGAGAGUCACCUAAUUAUAAUCGUUGUUACCGCAGGACAAGCAAUGAAUCCAUACUGUUUUUUCGGAUCGGUCAAUAUUAACAAGCUUGCCGUUACUACAAAACGGCUUGUCUUCAUAAGCAAGAGAGCACUGAUUGGAUUCUGGGUCGUACUUUGCUGCUGUACAUCCAUCCUAAAUUUGUGUUUGUAUAAUCUGAUGGCAUUGUAA
Molecule: messenger RNA, 8880 nt
Organism: Caenorhabditis remanei
Lineage: Eukaryota; Metazoa; Nematoda; Chromadorea; Rhabditida; Rhabditidae
Exons: 4
Coding region: 1-8880 (2959 amino acids)
Source: RefSeq, a predicted model, not a curated record